Messenger RNA from Entrophospora candida, 258 nucleotides. The record is from the annotation of a GenBank genome assembly. NCBI's taxonomy places the organism in Eukaryota, Fungi, Glomeromycota, Glomeromycetes, Entrophosporales, Entrophosporaceae.
AUGGAGAUCAUGAAACCGGCAAAUCAAGAGAUUUCAGAAGGCCUAUUAUUGAUUUAUACAUUGAAUUCAAAAAGUAAUGAAAGCACUAGAAAUUUUGAUGAUGCUGGCGCAUUGACACAUAUUAAUAUGAAUAAGAUUUUAUCGGAUUUAAAUGGCGGUAAAGUUAUUGUUGGAAAUUUAGUGGUAGUGGCGGAAAAGAAACUAGUUUGGUAUACGUUACGAAAUGUAACAUUUGAUAUAUCAGCUAAUAAACAAUAA